Molecule: messenger RNA, 748 nt
Organism: Microplitis demolitor
Lineage: Eukaryota; Metazoa; Arthropoda; Insecta; Hymenoptera; Braconidae
Gene: mRpL49
Product: probable 39S ribosomal protein L49, mitochondrial
Exons: 3
Coding region: 88-654 (188 amino acids)
Biological process (GO): translation
Cellular component (GO): ribosome; mitochondrial large ribosomal subunit
Molecular function (GO): structural constituent of ribosome
Source: RefSeq, a predicted model, not a curated record
AGUACCAAGUAGUAGUGAAGGAAGACGCGCCCGUGCGCACCCAAUGGCGGACACCGACCCUUAUUAUAUUUCUCAUUUCAACUCAAAAUGGCGGCCCUUAAAUUUUUCGCACGUUCUAUUAUUAAUUUAAAUAGAAAUUUAAACUGUUGUAAUAGUAAUAUUAAAUUGUUGCCACUCACUGUUACUCAGGUGACAAAAAGGUGGGCGAGUUUUAAAACAUCACCAGUCUAUGAUGAAAAUACUAAAUAUACUGACUAUGAAGUUACUAAAGAUCCAGAAGAAUGGAAAUGGGUUGAACACUACCUGCCUCCGUCACGGAUACCAGAGGCUCCGAAAAAUCUUAACGAAACAUUUCCAUCUGGAUGGAAACCACCAAGAGAAGAAGCAAAACAACUCCCUUAUUUUAUUGCCAGGACAAGGAACCACAUGAUACCGGUUUAUUUGUCACGUACGCAACGUGGGAUGAGAAGAGUUACCAAAAUACGUCGUAUUACUGGGGAUAUAAUUCAACUAGAGGCUGAUUUACGCAAGCACCUUGAGACCAUUCUGGGUAAAAAUAUGGGUUCGCAAAUAAUUGAACCAACUGGGACGAUUAAAUUCCGUGGUGACGUUGUAUCGCGGAUUAGAGAGUGGAUGGAAGCUAAAGGAUUUUAAUUUAUUGUAGAUAAUAAAAUUAUUGAAUUAGAAUAAAGACUUUUGUUACUGAUUGUUUAUAAUAAUGUGGAUAAUAAAAAUAAUAUAAACGGUA